CUAAAAUGUUUGACCAAUUCUACUUUGUCUUUACAGCAUUUGUACCAUGGGAUUUAUUAAACAACUUGGUCGUCCUCUAUACUGUGUGUUUGCCUUUUUACUUCUUUAUAAUUUCUUAUCCCAAAGAAAAGCACUGCUAUUCUUAAUUCAAUUCAGCAGCAGCCCUACCAAAAUUGUCCAACAGAACAUCACCAUCCUCCUGUGGAACUGGCCAUUUGGAAUCCCCUACAGACUUGAUAGAGAUGUGUGUUUGGAUAAAUAUGGAAUUCCAAGAUGCUUUCUGGAGGAUAACCGAUCCCUUGUCACUCAAGCAGAUGUUGUGGUGUUCCACCACCAUGAACUCUGGACUGGACGCUCCAAACUUCCUCUCCACCUCUCCCGUCGGCCUUUGCAGAAGUGGGUUUGGUUGUCAUUGGAACCUCCUGUGAACAACCACAACCUCAGCAACUACAAUGGCUUAUUCAACUGGACCAUGAGUUAUCGACGUGACGCGGACAUAUUCGUGCCAUAUGGAGAGCUUGUUUCGAAAAACACCAAUGACACAUACAUCAUUCCUAAAAAGGGAAACUGCCUGAUUGCCUGGGUGGUUAGCAGAUACAAGGCCAGUCAGAAUCGCUCUCUAGUUUUCCAGAAUCUUUCGAAACACGUUCCAUCUAAACUAAUAGAAGUAUAUGGUAACUGGCCUAAGCGACCACUGUCCAACAACAACCUGCUGUCCACUAUAUCUCGAUGCUACUUCUACCUUGCUUUUGAAAACUCUAUAUCAACAGACUACAUCACUGAGAAGUUGUGGAGAAACUCCUUUCAAGCGGGAAUUGUGCCGGUGGUGCUCGGCCCACCCAGGAACGUUUAUGAGCUUUCAAUUCCUAGGGAGUCGUUCAUUCAUGUAAAUGACUUCAACAGCACUAAGGCACUGGCUACCUAUAUAAGUCAAGUUUCCAUGAAUAGAGAGCGUUAUGAAUCUUAUUUUAGAUGGCACCGUCACUAUAAUGUUAAAACCUACAUAGAUUGGAGAGAGAGACUGUGUAAUAUUUGCAAGCGUUAUCAUCAGUUAUCUAAGCACAAGAAAGUGUACAAUGAUCUGUAUAGCUGGGUCAACAGGUAACACUACUUAUGGCAAAUAGUUUAGGCUAUUACUUAUUUUAUUAAAUGUGUCUAGUUAUCUCAAAAAAAGCUUCUUAUUUGCAACCUCAAGACAAAAUUUAAGCAUCAAUCAGGAUAUUUGUGGGCCUAUUUUGGCAAUACGAUAAUGUGUCAGAAAACACCUUUAUGAUAUGCAUAUUCGCUUCCUUCAGAAUGGUCUUAAUUCUCUUCAGUUCUCCUAUUGUUUCUCUUAUACAAAACUAUCAAUGUCUUCUUUUUUUGUUAGUUUUUUAAAGGCAUGCUUAGUUUCUCAACCAUUUGUUAAGACUGAGCAAUACCGCACACUAAACCUGCCCCCAUGAUGCAAGGGUGGGGUACUCUCAGAUUGAAAAUAACUGUCAACAGAAAACCAAAAUGAGUCACACCUCACUUUUGUAGAUGUGAGGUGCUGGUUAUUAUGGAGGACCAGGAGAGUCUUGUG
Triplophysa dalaica is the source of this 1564-nucleotide messenger RNA. Its product is annotated as fucosyltransferase 7. The record is from RefSeq and is a predicted model, not a curated record. Gene Ontology annotation, cellular component: membrane. Lineage: Eukaryota; Metazoa; Chordata; Actinopteri; Cypriniformes; Nemacheilidae. The transcript has a single exon. The coding region runs from base 47 to 1105 and encodes 352 amino acids. Gene Ontology annotation, molecular function: alpha-(1->3)-fucosyltransferase activity.